ACCAACGACAAGAAUAUGGAAAAGGAAAACAUAAAUAAUCCUGAUACUGAAAAGGGACUACUUCAUGCUGACUUAUUACAACAUUGUCAACAUGAGCUGAAGACACUACAGGAAAAAUUAAUGAAGACCGAACAACAACUCGAGAAAAGCAACGCGUAUAAUGAAGAGCUACGUGAUGAACUGGAUAAGUUAAAUUCAGAGCUUCAUAUUUUGAAGAGUGCUACAAAAGAGAAGACUGAUGCAGAAACCCAGACAGAUUAUUAUCAAGAUGAUUUUAAUGAAAGAGAUGGAUUAUCCAGAGAUCAAGCCAUAGUGAUAGAUGAAUCAAUUAAUGAGGGACAUGAAGAUGAAACUGGUGAAGAUGCUAAAAUAUCAGAUAGUGCUAAAACACUUGUUAGCGAGAAGACAGAUGCAAGUGCUAUUGCGGAGACAGGUGCUACUGUGGAAAAUGAUAACAAACCCGAAGAUGAUAAUAAAAUGGAAUCUGAUGAUAAAGUAGAAAAGGAGGGCAAACAAGAAGAAGAAAAAGCUUCCAGUACAUCGCUGGCUGAUGAACUGCGAGCUACAGCAGAGGCAGCUGUGCAGCAGACUGGCUAUGUGUAUGAUGAAAAUUCUGGACUUUACUACGACUACAACAGUGGUUACUACUACAAUGCAGAAAAAGCAUUGUAUUAUGAUCCCAAUACAGGAACUUAUUUUUACUACAACUCAGAGAGUGGUAAAUAUGAGUUCCACUCCCAAGUUGAUGUGUCUCAGUACAGCACAAGCCAUGAUUCCCAACAGAUCAACAGCUAUGAUCAGUACCAGCACGGGGACCACUAUUCAAGGGGAGGUAACUAUGACCAGUCCCGGAGAGACUAUCAUACUAGCCACAGACAUAAUGAUUCUGGAUAUGACCAGUAUCACCGGGCUUUACCAAGGAAGGACAGGGAGACAUCCAGAUCCAGCAAAUCACAUGUGGAGUAUGACCACCACACACCACAUAGGAGAGAGAAGGAAGGAUCCUCUAGUAGAAAGGACAGUGAUAAAAAGAAACGGUCAAAACGGCUACAGUCAGAGGAAAUGGAAUAUCACAAACGGAAGAAAAAGAAGAAAGAGAAAAAGAAAAAGAAGAGGAAAUCAUCCAAAGAGAAAAAGAGAGAUAGGUCACCAGGGAAAAAAAGUGAUGAAAAGUGUUCGGAUGGUAAAAAAAGGAAGGGUAAGGAGAGUAGAGAAAAAUCUGAGGAGGGCGAAGUUAGGUCAGAGGAUGAUGACAGCAAGGAAGGAGAAGUCAACAAAGAAAACGACAAUGAUGAGGAAAGUUAUGAUUUGGCAGGGAAUUCUGAAUCUUACAUGGAUGAACUGUAUGAAAGUUUUGAUGAGAACAGUAAUAAUGAAGUGACUUCAGAGGAGGGUUCCACAAUAGACAAUUUAUACGAUGAUUUGGGUGAGGAAAAUGUCCAAUGUGUGUCUGGAGAUGAUUUUUUAUCCAAAUGUUCAGAGGAUUAUCUGAUACCUGAGGACCAAAAACAAAGUAAAAAAGAUGACUCCAACAUGGAGCUGUCUCCUACAAACACAGAUAAUGUGAACACGACAUACAGUAAACAGACAGAAUAUUCUGAGCACAAAAAGAAACAAAACUCAAACGACAGCUCUCACAAUACUACCGGGAAAUUUAGAAAAAAGAGAAGUACUUCUUAUUCAGAUGUUGAAACUGCACAUAAAAAGUCGCACCAUAACGAAGAAGAAAAUACUCUUCACAGAAACGAGUCUACUUCUAACAAACAUCGGAUUAAGAAAAGCAGGUCAAACAAUUCGCACAAAUAUGAACAUUCGAGGUCCAGUAAUUCUAAGAAAUCCAAAGACCAACAUGACGAUAGAUAUUGGAAUAAGCAUGGGGAAACACUGUGUGAAAAACAAGUUGGUGACUGUAGUGAAAUAUCAGGUAAAACACAUCUGUACAAAUCAGGGAAACAAGGCAGGAAGUCUUCAAUGAGUAGACAUAUGAAUACAAGAAAAACAGCAUCAAAGUCUCGUCGGAAACUGGCAGCCUCUGCUUCAGACAGUGACAGUAGUAAUAGUUUAUGUACAGGGGAGUCGGAGCUGGAGUCAGGGGAGAUAACCAGUAGUUCUGAGGAGGAACCUGUCGCCAUGCAAUGUGAUGAGGAUGUCCAGGCAGGGUAUGGAGAAGGUCACUCACAUGAUGUCAUUAUGGCCGAGGAAGAGAUCGUGAGUAAAUGGCCGCCAUGUAUCCGUAUGAUUGUAACGGACUCGGACAUCAUUGAUCCUGGUACACUGUUCAUCGUCACAUGUACUGGAGCGACCGUAGGACGAGAGAAGGAGAUGGGUCACACCGUCCUUAUCCCUGAUAUCAAUAUCAGCAAGGCUCAUGCAGAAAUCCAUUUUGAUGAGGACAAGUACCACUACUACCUCACAGACUUGGCUAGUCAGAAUGGCACCUUCCUUAAUGAGGAGCGUGUUUCCGAGGUAAAUUUCCCAAGGUUAAGAGUAAGCCCAAAGUUCUGGGCCAUGAUGAUUAUCCUACAGUUUGGCUGUACUCGUCUACUUCUUCACAUCCAUGAUGGCACAGACACCUGUGAUGAGUGUGAGCCAGGACAAGUACAGGCACAGCUUCAAGCUCAGAACCAGCAACAGAAAGAAAUUGUCAUCCUGAGUAAGGAGGAAAAAUUUAGACAACAGAAACAACAGCUGAAGAAGAUAAAAAAGAAGUAUGGAUUGAAGAAUUCUGCCUAUGAGGACAACAUGGCUGCCAUUAAUAACCCUGGCUAUAAUGAUAAGGCUGAUGAGAGGAGAAAAACAGUCGGCAGUGACAACCCGUACCAACCGGAUGAGGCCCCAGCAUCAGUACACAGACCAAUCUCUGAAGGAAACAAAGGCCACAAGAUGCUGAAGAAGCUAGGAUGGACUGAAGGGGAAAGUCUUGGAAAGGAUAACGAAGGAAUUAGACAACCAAUCUCUGUCAAGUUCCGUGCCAACAAGUCAGCAGGACUGGGAUCAGGUAGUGUUGGAGUUGGGUCAGUGGAGGAAGUGGGCGAUCUUCAUCGGCGGCAAAAAUGGCUUGAAGUCCAGCGACGCUACAACAAAAUGGAAGAAGAUAAAACAACCGGCAGUGGACAUAAUAAAAUGACAUUAACUACACCUAAAUGGGUGCAGGGUGAAACGCAGGAGAGCUGAGACUUUUUAU
Pecten maximus is the source of this 3184-nucleotide messenger RNA. Its product is annotated as angiogenic factor with G patch and FHA domains 1-like. The coding region runs from base 16 to 3174 and encodes 1052 amino acids. Gene Ontology annotation, molecular function: nucleic acid binding; protein binding. The transcript is spliced from 12 exons. The record is from RefSeq and is a predicted model, not a curated record. Lineage: Eukaryota; Metazoa; Mollusca; Bivalvia; Pectinida; Pectinidae.